GGAGCAAUCCAGACAGUGCGCUCGUCGAUGUCCCGCCUGCUUGGCUUGUUCUCUACUCGGCACUCGCUGUACUUCGUUCCUUCUGCUGCCUUCCGAUGGAAGGUCCGGAAGGCUCUCUCUAGAUUCUUCCAAAGAAUCCUCCGGACGCCAAGGGCUCAUCGGAGUGCCGGUUCUGAAAUGCGAAGCCUUCGAAUUUAUAGACCUCCCCUACGAUGAACGAGGCGACAGGAUUGCCAUCUCUGCACGAUUAAAUUUCGCAUCGUGAAGCAUCAUCGCAAUCGCAAGCUACACGCACAGAGCCAAGCCAAGCUAUCUCGUGUUACGGUUCUUCGAUCGACGGAGUUUCGUCGGCUGUCGAGCUCGAUUUGGUCGGGUUGGUUGGAUUUACUCAUCGGUGUUUUGACGGAGAUUUGGAAUCUGUUGGUUCGAUCGAGUGAUGGGCGGAGGGAUGGCUUACGGUGAGCCAUACAGCCAUGGAUUCAGCCGAUAUCCUUACGGGGCGAAUCGGACUGCUGGGUAUAAUUUAGGGUUUCCUCCUCGGAGGAUGUCGAGCCUCUGGGGUGACGAGUCUGCGUAUCCGGACGAGGUUGUGAAUUUGGCCAGGAAGAGGAAGCUCGAUGGUGUUAAAGGAGAGCCCCUGGGGACGUCGAAUGGGUCCAAUGUGAGGGAGAUUUUUGUCGAAGAUCCCUCCUCUUCAUCAGCGCACCGCAAUUCGAGAACCCAAGAUGUUUAUGCUUCUUCUCCACCCGCGUCGCCUUCUCGACGCGGAACGCAGGGUGCUGGGAACAGUGAGAGAAGUUCCACCACCGUCGCCAUACCGGUGGUGUUCUCUAGUGAGGUCCCAAAGCAGCAGCAGUCUGUGCCAGUCGUUUCUCCUGAGGGAAUCAAGAAACCGAGGAUGACUUUGAGUGAGCACGCUGCCGCCGCUUUGAUUCAAUCUUCCUUCAGAGGAUAUUUGGUCCGGCGAUCUCAGCCGCUGCAACAUAUGCGGAAGAUUGCAGAAAUCAGAUCGAAGUUGAGGGAAAUUUCAGAGCGGAUAUCCGACACCAGCUACGUACAAAGGAUGAGAACUGACAUGAAAUGCCGACUUCAAAUCACGGAGGGACUGAUGGCUCUGCUCUUACAGUUGGAUUCUAUUCAGGGUGUACAUUCCGAUGUUCGGACGUGGAGGAAAGCUGUCACGAAGGAGGUGGUAACGCUUCAGGAUAAAGUUGACGCCUUGUUGAAUGGCCGAGAAAUUGCGGAAAUGGAACCUGUAAUGCCUAAUGUCCCUCUCCAAAGCGUGAACGAGGACACUGUGAUGACGUGCGAGGAGAGUGAUGAUGAUGUGAUGACCGACAGCGGAGAAAGCGAAGUGCCAUCUUCAUCUCCGAGUCUAAAGACCGAAUCUGUCGAGGAAAUUGUUCUGGACCAAUUGAAACUUGAAGAUGAGGAGGCUGGAUGUAAGUCGGGCGAAAAGGUCACUGCUUCAGUUACAUGUGGUGAUGUCGAGGAAAUCGAUCUUGCCAAUUCCGAUAUCUGUAACAGAGAAAGUCUCUCAGAUUCGACAGAAGAGGACGAGUCUCGACUAGAGGCAGAGGGAGGGAAAGGUGGAAUUAUUGUCGAAGAAAAUGACGUAGCUGGCGAGCAGACUUCUCCAGGGGCUGUUGACGUUCUGGAGGACGGCGAAGUAUCGGAAUGCGAAAUAGUAAAUAGCACACGCCAGCCCAUGACUUCAAUUUCUCAAGUUUUCUCAGAGGCCCUCGCGAGGAGGAGGGAUGAUGAUGAGACGCGACGUGCAUCGUUUGUGAGCAGUUCUGCGGACCCAAUGCGAAUCGUUUCUGACAGAUGGACUGAUGCUACAGAUCGCACCGCAGAUCAAGAAGCUCGUGAUUUCAAAGAUGCGAGCACGGUUGUAGAAGAAGCAUCGGGCGAACAAAUUAUGGAUGUGGACAGGGAGGAGCAAGAUGGACCGCAAAGUGACGCCGUCGAAUUCAAAGAGAACGAUUUCAGUUUCAAAUCUUGCCCUGGCGCGCAAGAGAAAAUAAAAAACUUUUUGAAGGAAAUUUCAUGCCCGGAGAAACCAACUGCCCACUUCAAUCGCCAGUCGGGUCGAACGAAUGUGGCUGAAGAGAUGGACUGUCAGGGCGCACCUGUUAGUCCAGACAUCGAAGAGAAUGACGGAUCAACAUGUCACCCGCCUCUCAGCACGAUGAAACCAAAUGAUUCUUCCAAUUCUACGUCCAUCGAAUCUGCUGAGUCGACGAGAGAUGUUGAUUUUUAUCCCAUGCUCUCAAAGCUGAGCGAGGAGAACAAAAUGUUGAGAGCCCUUUUGCUGGAAGUAAUGAAGUGGAAUCAGCUUCAAGCGAAUUCCAUGAAGGACGUCACGGAGAGAUUAGGCAAAUUGGAAGAAAAUUUCAUUGCAAAGCAAAAGAAAAGCUGUAGCAAACCCAAACCCAAGCCUCAUCGAUGCACCAGGAGCAGAUUAGAAAGGAGGCUGAGAAGAUGAACUGUGAAUGUACGGCUGUAUAUAUUAUUAUUCCUGUACAUAAAUUUUCGGUAUUGGU
This is a messenger RNA of Marchantia polymorpha subsp. ruderalis, 2546 nucleotides long. Lineage: Eukaryota; Viridiplantae; Streptophyta; Marchantiopsida; Marchantiales; Marchantiaceae. The record is from the annotation of a GenBank genome assembly.